AUGAAAUCCCUCGUUGUUGCACUGUGCGUCAUUGGUUGCGCUUUCGCCGUGGUGCCAGAUCCACAGGCCUCUAUUUUACGAAGCGACUAUCAACACAACCCCGAGGGCGGGUACCAGUACAUCUAUGAAACCGAGAACGGUAUUUCGGCCCACGUCGAUGGACAGAUAAAAGUUUUGAACAAGGAUGAGGUCGCUCAUCAAGUACAAGGUUCGGUCUCAUAUUUAUCACCCGACGGACAAAAGAUUGAGACAGUUUACACAGCUGACGAGACUGGGUACCACCCAAAGGGUGAUCAUCUUCCAACACCGCCAGCACCGAUCCCCAUACCCGACUACAUUUUGCGCGCUCUCGAGUAUAUUGCCGCCCACCCAUACACCGAAAAACCCUAUGUAAAGAAAUUCCUUAUCGUUCUCGCCGCCGUCGCGCUGGCCAGCGCUGAUGUUGCCCCGUCGUACAGAACCGACGAGGCCAACGCACCUAUUGUCCGCUCGGACUACGAAAUCAAUCCCGAGGGAUCGUACCAAUACGCUUACGAAACCGCAAAUGGCAUCACUGGCGAGGCACAGGGCACCAUUAAGAACCCGAACUCCGAAGCUGCCAGCCUUGACGUCAGGGGAUCUUUCAGUUACACCGCCCCCGACGGUACCCCCGUCAGGCUAGUCUACCAAGCCGACGAGAACGGUUACCGUGCUGAGGGCGACUCCAUCCCUGUACCCCCAGCAAUUCCUGAGCUGAUCCUCCGCAGUUUGCAGUACAUCGCUGAUCACCCCCCACCAGCGGAAUACUUGAAGAAGACUCAAGCC
This is a messenger RNA of Iphiclides podalirius (scarce swallowtail), 804 nucleotides long. The record is from the annotation of a GenBank genome assembly. NCBI's taxonomy places the organism in Eukaryota, Metazoa, Arthropoda, Insecta, Lepidoptera, Papilionidae.